Messenger RNA from Haliotis rubra (blacklip abalone), 1326 nucleotides. RefSeq lists its product as uncharacterized. Bases 159 to 599 code for a protein of 146 amino acids. The record is from RefSeq and is a predicted model, not a curated record. The transcript is spliced from 2 exons. Lineage: Eukaryota; Metazoa; Mollusca; Gastropoda; Lepetellida; Haliotidae.
GAUAUUAUGCAACGUCCAUUGCGUGGCUAAAUUAAGAGACACGUCCGCGUUAUAUUGGUGUCAUCGUGUAAGUCGUGUAUUACUUCUAGGAAGGUAACUCCGAGCUCCGACCUACGAGCUCCGUUCACAGAUACCUGCCUUACACUAACGUUUCGGGAAUGGCGAAGUGUUCUCACUUCCAAGUUACAUGUGAAACUGAGCAAAACAGCCAAGCCCUGAUCGACAGCCAAGGCAAACCAUGGAAACAAUGGCCUCGACAAGAGACGAAAAUAAGAGGAAUCUACGUUAUCAAACAGGAUAGACUGAUCAUCUAUGUGGGGAGGUCCAAAGAUAUUAUCCACCGUCUGAGGUCACACUGCUCCGGAGACAAGCAAGCCAUCGACAGACAUAUUGGUGUUACCCCUGCCUGGAGGCUCAGCUACAACUAUGUGCCUGACACCGACCACAGCUGUAGUGAGAACUGUUAUUUAAAAUACAUUGCUAAGUUGCAAGGUCACUGGCCGGAGUUCAACAUGCAGAGAGGCAAGCGUGUUCCCAAACAAGAAAAACGCCAGGAAAGAUUAACCCGUGACAAGGAUACAACAUGUGCGAUUCUCUGAAACGAAAUCAAUAAUGUCAUCAAUCAGUUAAAGAAGGAGAGUCACUUCACCGAAUAAUGUGUAUAUAAUCUUUGCCACAUUCUUUCACUAUUUCACAUGAUACGGUGAGCUGAGGUGAAAUGGGGUUUAACGUCAUACUUGACAAUAUUUCGCUCAUAUGACGACGUGCAAGCAUGUGCAUGUGUGGCUGCAAGCCCAGACAAGCUGGUUUUAUAGUGCUAGCCCACUGAGAUACCAUGCUGCAGUGAAGCAUGAAUACCCCACUCAGACACAUUAUACUGACUCCGAGCCGACCAGUCUGCUUCUUUCAGUUAUCCGGCUUGACAAGUCUUCACCCACCUGUCUGUGAUUCUUGAUUCGUCAUAAUGCGCGUGCUUCAAACACGAUAAACUAUAAUGACAAGGAGAGAUUUGGUUAGUCUUACUCGGAAGCAAUAUAACCAUAGGGUAAGGAUGAUAUCCCAUCAUCGCGUAUGUACCUUUUAUUGUCAAAAGGAGACAACGCGACUUUCCUUACCUUCACUGUGUACAAUGUAUUGCGAAAAGACCUGAUUUGGUGAAACGUAGCCUCGUGUCUGAGGUGUUUUUUUACCCAGGUACGCUGUAUACCCUUAGCACGUUUCUCCUCUAUCAGUACAGCACUCUUUUCUCCUUCCUCGCUCUCUACUUCCUGCUUUACUACAAAACUGUAAUAUUUACUUUUCAAUCCAACAAAUUCAGUAAUAAUA